Messenger RNA from Cryptococcus wingfieldii CBS 7118, 573 nucleotides. Its product is annotated as phosphatidylglycerol/phosphatidylinositol transfer protein. The record is from RefSeq and is a predicted model, not a curated record. Lineage: Eukaryota; Fungi; Basidiomycota; Tremellomycetes; Tremellales; Cryptococcaceae. Gene Ontology annotation, biological process: intracellular sterol transport. The transcript has 5 exons. The coding region runs from base 1 to 573 and encodes 190 amino acids. Gene Ontology annotation, molecular function: sterol binding.
AUGAAGUUCGCCCCCCUCCUCCUCCCCCUCCUUGCCAUCCCCGCAUCCGCCUCCAUCGCCAACGACGCGCUGUCCUGGGCGAGUGAGCUCGUGUCCGGCGGAAAGGGCAGCCUUGCCACCGCUCACGGCGCUCAUGUCGCCGAGGUCGACGGCCCUAUCAGGACUAUGGACUCGUGGAGCUAUGUGGACUGUGGAUUGGCCACUGACGCCAUCCAGCUCAAGUCUAUCAAAGUGUCUCCCGACCCCCCUGUUCCAGGAAAGAACCUCACCGUUAGCGUCGAAGCCGACGUCCUCGAGCGUAUUGAGGAUGGCGCCUAUGCCGACGUAACCGUCAAGCUUGGUUUAAUCAAGCUUCUUCAGAAGCAGUUUGACGUCUGUGAAGAAGCUGCCAACGCCAACGCGUCUGUCCAGUGCCCCGUUGAGCCUGGGCCUUACAGCGUACAACACACUGUGGAGUUGCCGGAGGAGAUUCCAAAGGCCAAGUUCUCGGUCCAGGUCAGGGGAUACACAGCCGAGGAUGAGGAUAUGGUCUGCUUGGAUCUGUUUGUGGACUUUAUGAAGCCCAAGAACUAG